Molecule: messenger RNA, 4817 nt
Organism: Cavia porcellus (domestic guinea pig)
Lineage: Eukaryota; Metazoa; Chordata; Mammalia; Rodentia; Caviidae
Gene: Stt3b
Product: STT3 oligosaccharyltransferase complex catalytic subunit B
Exons: 16
Coding region: 805-3285 (826 amino acids)
Biological process (GO): post-translational protein modification
Cellular component (GO): membrane
Molecular function (GO): dolichyl-diphosphooligosaccharide-protein glycotransferase activity
Source: RefSeq, a predicted model, not a curated record
GCCCGGCUGGCCUAAUGCCCUUCGCACCCCUUAAGUCAAGUAUGGCGACAGGCGCUCCCUUUUGUCCGACUACCUCCCGACUCCUCGGCUAGGUUCAACUACAGGAAGCGAGCAGACCAGCACGCACAGGCGAACAGCGUUUCAACCGACAAUGAAGCCGUAGCCGCACACCUCAGCGGCUCCCGGCGAACAGGCGCGAGGCCGGGAGGGGGAGGAGGAGAAACGCUUGGCUAAGCCCCGCCCCAGCUCGGGCCCUCGUUGGAGGAUGCCUCAUUCUGGACCCGCCCCUUAACGGACCUGUCGCUUUGUGACAGGCGGAGGGGCCAGUUCCUGUUGGGUGAGGGGCGGAGUCAGACGUUGCCAGAGCUCCGCCCGGACUCCAGGGGGCUCCUCCCCUUGCUCGUCGCGGCGGGGCGGGCGUGAGGGGGAAUGUCAUUGCUUCUCCGAGCUGUGGUGCCGCCUCCGCCUGCUCCUUCUCUGGCGCCCUCGUCCCGUCGGCUUUCGCCGCUACCGCCACCGCCACCGCCGCCACUGCACUGGGGACACGGAUGGCUAGUGGAGCGCGGGGGCCAUCUGGCUUGAGAGAGCAGCGAUCUCGGCCGCUGCUGAGGCGGAGACUCCCCGCCGCCUCCACCCCCAGUUCCCUGGCCUCGCGGCGCUGAGGGCGGGAGCGCGCUGAGCUCUUCCCUCCUCCUUCCUUUUCUUCCUCCUCCUCCUCCUCCUCCGGGUCCCCGCCCAGCACCCCUCGCUCCAGGCGGCGGCGGCGGCCGCUGAGGAGCGCGAGACCCGCCGCCGGGGCACAACAUGGCGGAGCCCUCGGCCCCGGAGAGCAAGCACAAGUCGUCCCUCAACUCGUCCGCGUGGAGCGGCCUCAUGGCCCUGGGGAAUAGCCGGCACGGCCACCACGGGCCCGGGGCCCAGAGCGCGUCCAAGGCGGCAGGCGGCGCGGCGCCGCCGAAGCCGGCCCCCGCGGGGCUGUCCGGGGGUCUGUCGCAGCCCGCGGGUUGGCAGUCGCUGCUCUCCUUCACCAUCCUCUUCCUGGCCUGGCUGGCCGGCUUCAGCUCGCGCCUCUUCGCCGUCAUCCGCUUCGAAAGCAUCAUCCACGAGUUCGACCCGUGGUUUAACUAUAGAUCAACACAUCAUCUUGCCUCUCACGGAUUCUAUGAAUUUUUAAAUUGGUUUGAUGAAAGAGCAUGGUAUCCACUAGGAAGAAUAGUGGGUGGUACUGUUUAUCCAGGGUUGAUGAUAACAGCUGGCCUUAUCCAUUGGAUUUUAAAUACAUUGAAUAUAACAGUACACAUAAGAGACGUAUGUGUUUUCCUUGCACCAACUUUUAGCGGCCUUACAUCUAUAUCUACUUUCCUGCUUACCAGAGAACUUUGGAACCAAGGAGCAGGACUUUUAGCUGCUUGUUUUAUUGCUAUUGUACCAGGUUAUAUAUCUCGAUCAGUAGCUGGAUCCUUUGAUAAUGAAGGCAUUGCUAUUUUUGCACUUCAGUUCACAUACUACUUGUGGGUUAAAUCUGUAAAAACAGGAUCUGUUUUUUGGACAAUGUGCUGCUGUUUAUCAUAUUUCUAUAUGGUCUCUGCUUGGGGUGGGUAUGUCUUUAUCAUCAACCUUAUUCCACUGCAUGUAUUUGUGCUGUUACUGAUGCAGAGAUACAGCAAGAGAGUCUACAUAGCAUAUAGCACUUUCUACAUUGUGGGUUUAAUAUUAUCCAUGCAGAUACCUUUUGUGGGAUUUCAGCCAAUUAGAACAAGUGAACACAUGGCCGCUGCAGGUGUUUUUGCAUUGCUACAAGCUUACGCUUUCUUGCAGUAUCUGAGAGACCGAUUAACAAAACAAGAAUUCCAGACCCUUUUUUUUUUGGGUGUAUCACUAGCUGCAGGUGCCGUGUUCCUUAGUGUCAUCUAUUUGACUUACACAGGUUACAUUGCACCAUGGAGUGGCAGAUUUUAUUCAUUAUGGGACACUGGGUAUGCAAAAAUACACAUCCCAAUUAUUGCAUCAGUGUCUGAACAUCAGCCUACGACUUGGGUGUCUUUCUUCUUUGAUCUACAUAUUCUUGUGUGUACCUUCCCAGCAGGCCUAUGGUUCUGCAUCAAAAAUAUCAAUGAUGAAAGAGUAUUUGUUGCUCUGUAUGCAAUCAGUGCUGUCUACUUUGCUGGAGUGAUGGUGCGGCUGAUGUUGACUCUGACUCCAGUCGUCUGUAUACUGGCUGCAAUUGCCUUCUCAAAUGUUUUUGAGCACUACCUGGGGGAUGACAUGAAAAGGGAAAACCCACCUGUGGAGGAUAGCAGUGACGAGGAUGACAAAAGAAACCCAGGAAAUUUGUAUGAUAAGGCUGGUAAGGUGCGUAAGCAUGUGGCAGAGCAGGAAAAGCCAGAGGAGGGGCUAGGCCCCAACAUCAAGAGCAUCGUCACCAUGCUCAUGCUCAUGCUGUUGAUGAUGUUUGCUGUGCACUGUACCUGGGUCACCAGCAAUGCCUACUCCAGCCCCAGUGUGGUCCUGGCCUCCUACAACCAUGACGGUACCAGGAAUAUUUUAGAUGAUUUUAGAGAAGCCUAUUUCUGGCUAAGACAAAACACAGAUGAACAUGCUCGAGUGAUGUCAUGGUGGGAUUAUGGCUAUCAGAUAGCUGGAAUGGCUAAUAGAACUACAUUGGUGGAUAAUAACACCUGGAAUAAUAGCCACAUAGCACUGGUAGGAAAAGCCAUGUCUUCUAAUGAAACAGCAGCCUAUAAGAUCAUGAGGACUCUAGAUGUAGAUUAUGUUUUGGUUAUUUUUGGAGGCGUUAUUGGCUAUUCUGGUGAUGAUAUCAACAAAUUUCUCUGGAUGGUUAGGAUAGCUGAAGGGGAACAUCCAAAAGACAUUCGGGAAAGUGAUUAUUUCACCCCACAGGGAGAAUUUCGUGUAGACAAAGCAGGAUCCCCUACUUUGUUGAAUUGCCUUAUGUAUAAAAUGUCAUAUUACAGAUUUGGAGAAAUGCAGCUGGAUUUUCGUACUCCCCCAGGUUUUGACCGAACACGUAAUGCUGAAAUUGGAAAUAAGGACAUUAAAUUUAAGCAUUUAGAAGAAGCUUUUACAUCAGAACAUUGGCUUGUCAGGAUAUAUAAAGUGAAAGCACCUGAUAACCGGGAGACGUUAGAUCACAAACCACGAGUCACCAACAUUUUCCCAAAACAGAAGUAUUUGUCAAAGAAGACUACCAAAAGGAAGCGUGGCUACAUUAAAAAUAAGUUAGUUUUUAAGAAAGGCAAGAAAAUAUCUAAGAAGACUGUUUAAACACACUGUUCUGGUUCUUGACUUGAAGCAGUUGUCCUUGUGAGAACCGGUCUUUGCCUUUAGCUCAUGUCAUGUUUCACAGCAACAGAGGGUACAGAACUAUCACUGGUCCAGGUUAAUGUACACAGUUUUCCCGGCAGUGUCCGAUUUUUAAAAAUAAAAUUGGUUUAUUGAGAAGAACUGUUUCGAUUUGUAAUGUGAAGCAAGACAGAGCACUGCUGCAGGUGUCUAGCAGCAGAUUUUUUUUAUUGGUACAUAUUAUCCUUUAAACCUGAGAAUUUGGACUAACUGCACCAAAGAACCUUCUAAUUUGGUCCCUUCAUGCACACUUGUCAAUGUUUUUGUUAUUUUACAAGACCUGCAUUUUAUUUGAAUUACCCAGAUAGCAAUAUGUAAAAUACAAAUGACAAAAACUGAUGACAACUUCUUGAACAGUAAAACAGUACAGGUCUGAGGAAAAGGUAUUAGAAAAGAAUUUAUACUUCCUUGAAAUAUAUUUAUUUUCUGUUUCUCUAGUGCAAAGAAUGUUUCAUCAAAUGUACAUUUUCUGUCUCUAUUAAUGUUUGCUGUAAGCUGCUGUUUCAAAUAAGGACCUCUGAGUAGCUAAUUGAUUCAAACAGAUUUUUUAUGUUGAUACAUUAUUACUGCUUUUAGCAGUUGUUUUCACAGGUACUUACAGAGCACAUUUCAUACAUUGUUCAUUCAAGGGCUAAAUUUCUAUCCUUUGGAAAUCAAGGCAACUGCACAGAAUGUUGCUUACCAGGAUGGGGUUUGGUACUUUAGUACUGAAGUUGGGACUAUGUUUACAUGCAAAAGUUAGGGAAGAAACUCUUAAAGUAUGUGGGUAUCCAAAGUUCAUUUUCUGUGACUCCUCAGAAUGACAAAGGAUUUGUAAACUUUGCCUGGAUUUUUCUCACUUUAUAACAAUUCCAUUCAUCACAAUGAUUUUUGCUCUCUGCUCCAUAUUCUAAUACCUUAACCAUUUGAUGAAACACUCUUUAGUGCUUAUAUGCAUUUUCUUUUAUUAAAAAUGUGACAAUUGUAAAAAAAUGCACUAAAAUAAUAAAUGGAGAUUGAACAUGUUCAUUUUCCAGCUUAUAGGCAACUUUAUACAGACUUGAAAAUUUUCUCCAGUUUAGUAAAAGUGAGAGGGUUUUUCCUGCCACAGGACAUGGAUAUAACUUUUUUUUAAAUAACAAUAACACACCACUGCUUUUGGUGGAAAAGUACAGACUAGUAUGUACCUUUUAUGAAGAAAAAUGUAAUUUACAAUGUUCAGUGAGAAUGUUACUGCUGAUUUUCUCUUUCAAGGUGUAGAAUAUUCUUUGAUUUAUAGAAUUCAUUUUUGACCCAGAUGGUGGUUCUUUUACAGACCAAUAAAAUGGCUAAACAUUUUUCACAAAGUAUAACUAAAUCUGGAUAUCUGAUAUCUUGUCAUUUGGGGGAUUUUAUUUUACUUUGUUGCUUUAAAAUUCAGUGCAGAGAAGUUGUUGACUGUAGGGGAAAUAAAGUUAAUUCAAAUUUUGUGUUAA